AUGGCCAGUCGUCCAUUGAAAUUUGAUUGUUCAGAAUUAAUCAAAGACUUUUUAUAUCUGGGUAGUGCACCAACAUCCAAAAAUAUCAAUGGUUUAAAGACGUUGAACAUUACACACAUUGUUAAUUUAGCCGGCAAAUGCCAUUUUCCAUCCGAUUUUAUUUAUGGAGAGUUUCAUAUUCCAGACAGAUCAGAGUCAACAGAGAAAUUCGAUGAACAUUUAGAACCCCUUUUGAAAUUUAUUGACGAAGCACGUACAACACCAGGACAUAAUAGUCGUGUUUUAGUUCACUGUCAAGGUGGCAUUAGUCGAACGCCUACAAUUGCAAUCAUAUAUCUCAUGCACUCACUUCAUAUGACACUGAACGAUGCCUUUCAACUGGUCCAAGAGAAACGACCCAAUAUGAGACCUAACACCGAUCACCUAAAGAAAUUAUUGAAAGUUGAGCAGAGUAUGUUUGGUAAAAAUAGUAUCAGUGAAGAGGCACUUCAAACAUUCCUAGUCAAUAAGACAAGGAAAACGUAA
Molecule: messenger RNA, 525 nt
Organism: Didymodactylos carnosus
Lineage: Eukaryota; Metazoa; Rotifera; Eurotatoria; Philodinida; Philodinidae
Source: the annotation of a GenBank genome assembly